AUGCUACCUCAGUUUGGAUACAUUGUUGCCCAAGCAGGCGCAGACUACUAUUCAUUGCCAAGAUCCCCACCGCCUCCAUCCUCGGCAACAGUAUCACAAACAUCUUCAGGAUCUGCUGUGACACAACAGCCGCAACAGCCAUCACAAUCACAUCAACAGCAGCAGCAACAACCACCAAAACAGCAGGGCAAUGGUAGCAUUCCAGCAUUAGCUCCUUUGUUAAACAACAAGCCAUUUGGUUUUAGCAGUGGAAGCAGCGGCACCUUACCGUCAUCCACCUCCACACCAUCAUCAAGUGAUAACUAUUAUAGUUCGAAUCCUUCAAAUGGUAAUUAUAACACGCCUCCUUACUAUUCGCGACAACCCUCUCCAUCGCCUAGCUCAAGCAAUAUUCCCCUUCUACCUCCUCCAUCGUUUCUAUACUCUAAUGCUGCCUCUGCUACUGUUCAUAUGGCAAGCAAAGACAUUAUACCUAAAGCAGGAUUCCAGCAGCCCAAUGCUUUACCCACUCUGGAGAAGAAGAAAGAGACAUCAUGGUAUUCGCCUCUGCCACCAGCACCACUACCAUCUGCUACUGCUGCUACUGCGAAUGUUGUUCCUCAUUCAGGCAAUAUUCCAGCCUCUACGCAUCAUUAUCACCACCAUCAUCCACAUCAGGCACCUCAGUCGUUACCACCACCCCCUCCUCCUCCUCCUUCUUCUUCUUCUUCUUCUUCUCUGACCACUCAUCAGCAACUACAACAUCAUCAUGGCAGCCAUUCGCUAUAUCACAUCAAGCCUAAUUCGCCGCCUCAACGUGCUGCUUCUCCUUUUUAUGAACGUCCGGCUGUAGAUGACGAUCGCAAUGUGCAACCCGUCAGCCAUUCCAUCACAACAUGGCAAGAUAAAGCCAAUGCCAGCAAAGUAGGCGCUAGAAAGGAAUACAAUGAUCUGAUGACUUGGAUGGACAAUGAAUUUUGGGAGCAAGCAGACGAAAUCUACCAAGACAAGAUAUCGCAAUUAAAGCAAGAGUUAAUACAAAUCCAAAAAGGCACUCAUUCGGCAUUCAGGGAAAUCAUUUCUGACUAUGAAACAAAAAGAGAGAAAUCCAUCCAUGACGCUGAAUCGUUCAUGAAGUACCAAAUUGCUUUCAUAGAUGCAUUCUACGACCAGGAUUUGAACGCAUUGGAGGACGAAUAUGAGAAUGAACGCAAGCAACUACAGGAAACGCUAAUUUCUUCGAUUGAGGACAAACGAAAGCAAAUGCGAGAUGACCGCGAAGAGAAUAACGAAGAAGAAUCUUCCAGUAGCCAGACAAGAGCGAAACGCAAUCUCAGAAAGAGAAAUGCUGCUGAAUCAGCCAAUGCAAAAACAGCAGAGCCAUCAUCCAAGAGAAAAUCGGUACGACCAAGUGCACUUCCGAAUAUACAUACCAUAUCGUCAUUAGAAGAGGAGGAAUUGGAGAAUGAAUACUUGUACAUGAAGAAGUCUUUUCUCUCAUCAGCAUCUGUUCCGGCGACAGUGGUAGCAGCUACAGCAGCAACGACAACAUUAAACAAUAAUAAUAGCACAAAAUUGCUUUCCCGGUAA
Molecule: messenger RNA, 1569 nt
Organism: Mucor velutinosus
Lineage: Eukaryota; Fungi; Mucoromycota; Mucoromycetes; Mucorales; Mucoraceae
Product: Aldo_ket_red domain-containing protein
Exons: 7
Coding region: 1-1569 (522 amino acids)
Biological process (GO): negative regulation of transcription by RNA polymerase II
Cellular component (GO): Sin3-type complex
Molecular function (GO): histone deacetylase binding
Source: RefSeq, a predicted model, not a curated record